Messenger RNA from Synchytrium microbalum, 5451 nucleotides. RefSeq names its product homogentisate 1,2-dioxygenase. The coding region runs from base 1 to 5451 and encodes 1816 amino acids. Gene Ontology annotation, molecular function: ATP hydrolysis activity; ATP binding; homogentisate 1,2-dioxygenase activity. Gene Ontology annotation, cellular component: membrane. NCBI's taxonomy places the organism in Eukaryota, Fungi, Chytridiomycota, Chytridiomycetes, Synchytriales, Synchytriaceae. Gene Ontology annotation, biological process: L-phenylalanine catabolic process; transmembrane transport. The record is from RefSeq and is a predicted model, not a curated record. The transcript is spliced from 38 exons.
AUGUCAAAGUUUGCAAAUGGAUAUAAAGCAAACGAGUUGAUACCUACACCAUUGUUCAUGGAAAUGACGGACAAGAAGACGAAAAAGUCAGCGGCAAAAGCUGCGGGAGCUGCUCCAUCCCAAAACACAGAGCUGCAAUCUCCAGUAUACGUUCCCGAAUCGAAAGGAUGGGCUCUCACUCAGCUCACCACAUCAUGGCUCAAUCCUCUUCUCAAGCUCGGCUACAAGAGGACUCUGGAACUCGACGAUAUCCCUCCUUUGGAAGAUCAUAACACUGCUGAAGUGCUCGCUUCAAAUCUUCAAUUCUGGUGGGACCUGGAAACCAAAAAGGAUGCGCCUUCCUUACUUUUUGCAUUGCACAAAGCUUUUGGAAGGACAAUGUACCUCGCCGGCGCAUUUCGAUUUGUUGCCGAUUCUUGCGGUUUGGCAUCGCCUGUCAUCAUGCUGCAAAUAAUCUUAUACUUGCAAGGCGUAAACACUAGUGAUAAUGGUUAUACAGGAUAUGUCUUGGCUGUAGUCAUAUUUGUCCUGCAAAUGUUGCAAACAUCGUGCAUGACACAAUCUUCAAACAUGUCAAUCAAGUCUGGAUUUAGAUUACGUGGCUCAAUGAUAUCAAUUUUGAUGAAGAAGAGUCUGAAAUUGUCUCCUCUCUCGCGUCAAGAAUUCACAAGUGGCAAACUUUUAAACAUAAUGUCGACGGACGCAUCAAGAAUGGAGCAAGUGUCGUAUAACUUUCAUCUUAUCUGGUCUUGUCCAUAUCAAGUCGUUGUUGCAACGGUGUUGCUGCUAUACUUCAUUGGUCCAUCGGCGCUAGUUGGACUAGCGCUCUUGGUGGCUUAUAUACCAAUACAAAGAAGUUUAGGAAAUCUUCUUACCUACAACCGAGUCAAGGCUAACGAACAAGCCGAUAUGAGGAUCAAAAUUACGCAGGAAUCUUUCAGCGGAAUACGCGUGAUCAAGCUUUACGCGUGGGAAGAGUCUUUCUUGAAAGUACUGAGAGCGAUUAGAUCUGUUGAGGUUGGAUUUCUGCGUAAAAUCAUGAUGGCUCGUGCCGCAAAUUCCAGUAUUUCACAAAUUAUGCCAGUAUUUGCCGCUAUAUUCUCAUUUAUCACCUACGUUGGAAUCGGGAACGUACUGCAACCUGGAAAGGUGUUCACCUCAUUGUCAUUAUUUUACUUGCUGCGUAUUCCGCUCAUACAGUUGCCUUUGAUGGUCAUGGCAUACAUUGAUGCGUACACUGCUAUCAAACGUAUUGAAUCCGUGUUGAUGGCUCCUGAAGUGGAAGAUUCAAAAACCAUCACAGAAUUCUCGAAAGGUGCUGCUAUUAUCUUUCGCAACGCAACCUUUUCUUGGGAUGCAGAAGACCCCGAGCCAGAUGACCAUCAACCAAGCAAGGUGGCAGCUGAAGACGAUAAUGAGAGAGACCUAGGGGAAAUCUCAUUACCAAAUCCCAAAGUUGCUGAAUCAGCACCUUUUCCUGCUCCAGUGUCUCCUGUCGUUGAUAAUUUGCUGGUUUCUGGUAAUGUAUCCACCGAGGAGUAUCAUAAACUCAAGACGCUUAGAUCUGAAAAUGGCAUUGUGACUCCUUCUGGCUCUCCACUGGUUACAUCUCUCAAAGUUGAUGGCAAACCGUCAGACACUCUACCACGAAAAAAAGUCAUGAUUGACCCUGCUCACGAUUCUGAUACGGACGGUUCAGACGAUGAUGAAGAGAACGUCGGUCGAAUACAUCGUGCUGGCUUUGCCUUGAGAGACUUAACCUUCGAGAUCAAGAGAGGUUCUCUUGUCGCCAUCGUGGGAAGCGUGGGCUCGGGCAAAUCGAGUUUGCUUCAAGCUAUUGUUGGAGAGAUGAGACGUGUGACUGGUGAAUACGGGGUGGAAGGGACAGUCGGAUACUGUGCACAACAAAGCUGGAUCCAAAACUGUACUCUCAAAGACAAUAUAUUGUUUGGGCUGCCUUUUGAUGUAGACCGAUACCAACAAGUCAUCAAGGAUUGCUCUUUGGAGAGAGAUUUAGAAAUUUUACCUGGAGGAGACGAGACAGAAAUUGGCGAAAGGGGAAUCAAUAUUAGUGGAGGCCAAAAGCAACGUGUUAAUCUGGCCAGGUGUACAUACUUUGAUUCAGACAUUACACUUUUGGAUGAUCCGCUGAGUGCUGUCGACAGUCACGUCGGUAAAGCUCUUUUUGAUAACUGCAUCAUGGGAGCGCUUCGCAACAAGACUCGGAUCCUCGUCACUCAUGCUUUGCAUUUCGUUCCAAACGCAGACCAUAUUAUUGUCAUGGACGGUGGGCGUAUUGCUGAACAAGGCACAUUCCAAGAACUCAUGGCCCUUCAAGAUGGAAUUUUCAGAGAAGACUUUCUUCAAUACGGGGGCGUCGAGGAUGAUGUACACGAAGAAGAUAUAAAUCUAAUGGAGCUGCCUACUCAGGUGUCCACUCCUUCAUUACUGCCGCCAUCAACACCAGGAUCGACUACACCACCACAUCGCAGGACUAGUGUAAAGGACUCGCGUCUAUCUCUGUCGGUUCCUGAAUUGCCUGUUGGUAUGGGCUCCCUUCACAAGCGUCGAGCUUCUCGAGCAUCUAUUACUUCGACCAAUGUUUCAACAGCAGAGGACGUGGCUGUUGCUACAGCUAGAACAACUUUAAUCGUCGCAGAAGAAAAAGAAGAAGGAUCUGUAGACAUGGCAGUAUAUGUUGGGUAUAGUCGAAUGUUGGGCGGUGGACUGGUUGUUUCAAUUGUCUUGGGUUCAGUGAUAUUGACUCAGGCAACAAGAGUGGGGACCGAUCAAUGGUUGGCUCAAUGGGCAAAUCGACACUUUCCUGCGCUCGACAAUACUGGAUAUGAAGGGAUUUAUGUCGCGCUGGGCGUCGCCCAAACUCUCUUCUUGCUCUCACAGUCCUUGGUAUUUGCUUGGACGGGAGCAACCGCUUCCAGAACUAUGCACGAUAUGGCUGUUGAACAGGUUUUCCGAAGUCCUAUGAGUUUCUUUGAUUCGACUCCGCUGGGAAGAAUCAUCAACAGAUUCUCGAGAGAUCUCGAUACUGUUGAUUCGUUGAUUCCGGAAAAUAUUCGAGUGCUGCUUUAUACCGGAGGUCUGACGGUGGCUAACUUCGUAUUGAUUUGCAUUAUCUUUCCUAUAUUUUUGGCUCCCUUAGUGCCAAGUCUCUUCUUCUAUGCAUUCGUGCAGAGAUUUUAUAGCUCUAGCAGUCGGGCAUUACGCAGAAUCGACUCUACGACGAGGUCGCCUUUGCUUGCUAAUUAUAGUGAGCAAUUGACGGGAUUGGUUACAAUCCGAGCGUAUGGUGUGCAAGAUCGAUUUUUGAGAGAAGGGCGAAAAUUGUUGGAUAACAAUGAUAGGUACUCUCUGUCGCCGGCUAUUGCAGGUCUCGUCAUAACGUAUAGUCUACAGAUCUCUACCACACUAAAUUGGGCCGUUGAAAACGUCGCACAGACCGAAAACAAUGCAAACGCAUUGGAGAGGCUUAUGCAUUAUGUGGAUCGAUUACCCUCUGAAGCAGCGGCUGUAACGAGCAAACGGCCACCUUCCAACUUUCCAGCUACAGGGCAAGUAAUUUUUAAAGAUCUUGUCCUGAGGUAUAGGGACGAUCUCCCGGCCGUUCUUAUGGGUGUUAAUUUCCGGAUUGAUGGUGGAGAAAAAGUUGGAGUGGUUGGACGGACGGGGGCUGGUAAAAGCUCGCUUAUUGUGGCGCUCAUGCGAUUGGUUGAACGAAGCUCUGGUCUGAUUAGUAUUGAUGGAAUUGAUGUCGCAGAGAUUGGUCUACGUGACUUGCGGUCAAGGAUUUCCAUUAUUCCACAAGAACCAGUCCUGUUUUCGGGCACGAUCAGGUCGAACCUCGAUCCGUUUCACGAGCACAGUGAGAGAGCUGACUUAAAACCGACAGUGUCAAAUAUGCGUGAUCAGCUAGAAAGUCGAGUUGCCGAAGGUGGUGAGAACUGGAGCACAGGACAAAGACAGAUGAUUUGUUUGGCAAGAGCCAUGUUGAGAAGAUCCAAACUAGUUAUUUUGGACGAGGCAACUGCUAGUGUGGAUAGCUCGACAGAUGAAAGCAUUCAAAGGAGUAUUCGCGUAGACUUUGCAAAGUCCACCGUGAUUACUAUUGCACAUCGGCUCAAUACAGUUGUAGACUAUGACAAGAUACUUGUGUUGGGAUCUGGACAAGUUCUAGAAUUUGGGUCGCCAUUGGAACUUCUUUCCAAUCCAAAUUCUGUGUUUACUUCGAUGGUGAACGAAACAGGAGAAGCAAACGCAAGGCUGCUGCAUUCGUUGGCCAAGACAUCUGAAGCACUUCCCGACGCUCUACCGGUUGGUCAAAAUUCUCCUCAAGUAUGCCCCUACUAUCUAGUUGCUGAGCAUUUGAGUGGUACUGCUUUUACUGCACCGCGUGGACUGAACCUCUCAUCGUGGCUAUAUCGAAUUCGACCAAGUGUCACGCAUUUGCCCUACUCCAAGAUAGCGUCAGACAACAUUGUCAAGAAUUGGUCGCCCUUUGACGGAAACAGGGAAGUGGAAUCUACUCCAACACAGCUCCGGUGGUCGCCAUUCGAUAUUCCGACUAGUGGAGAUGUCACAUUCAUUCAAGGCAUCAAGAGCAUCUGCGGUGCUGGAGAACCUUCGACAAAGAAUGGUCUAGCCAUCUACGUUUAUGGCGCAAACAAAAACAUGACCAACGAAGCAUUCUACGAUGCUGAUGGCGACUUCCUCAUUGUCCCACAAGAAGGCAGUCUCAACAUUCAAACAGAGUUUGGUUGGCUCCUUGUUCAACCCAACGAAAUCUGUGUCAUUCCCCGUGGUAUUCGAUACUCUGUUAAAUUGCCAGAUGGACCUUCAAGAGGAUAUAUUCUUGAAACAUUUGACAGACACUUUGAGUUACCUGAUCUAGGGCCAAUCGGCGCGAAUGGACUGGCAAACCCAAGAGAUUUCAUGCACCCAACUGCCUGCUUUGAAGAUAUUGAUGGACCCGGUGUCAGCUACAAUCUCAUUGGAAAAUUUCAAGGCAAUCUAUUUGCUGCUGCUCAAAGUCACAGCCCAUUCGAUGUGGUCGCUUGGCAUGGAAACUAUGUACCGUUUAAAUAUGACUUGGAUCGUUUUGUGCCGUACAACACUGUAUUGAAAGACCAUUCAGAUCCGUCCAUCUUUACUGUAUUGACGGUAAAGACUGGAAAUCCAGGAGUCGCCCUUGCCGACUUUGUGAUAUUUCCUCCACGAUGGCUAGUCGCAGAAAACACUUUCAGACCACCAUACUUCCAUCGUAACUGCAUGUCAGAAUUUAUGGGGUUGAUAUCUGGUGCUUAUGAUGGCAAAAAAGAAGGGUUCCAACCAGGUGGUUGCUCAUUACAUUCGAUGAUGACGGCACAUGGGCCUGAUGCCGCAACCAUGGAAGCUGCUUCAACAGAGGUUAUUUUCUGGUUUGUUGUGUACAAGUAG